ACUCACCUCUACCUCUACCUCUUUCUCUGCGCUUCAUUUCUCUCUCCCUGGUUAACUAGCUAAUCAUCUCAGGUCAACUUAUAUCUAGCUUGCACAUUGUAAAACUUCACCAUGUAUCCCGGUGGUUACACUGCUGAGGUUACAAGCUUAUCUCCUAAAGCAGAAGAGAAGGAUGUGUACGAAUUUUUUUCUCACUGUGGUGCUAUUGAGCAUGUUGAAAUCAUCAGAUCCGGUGAAUAUGCUUGUACCGCAUACGUAACAUUUAAAGAUGCCUACGGUCUUCAAACUGCUAUCCUGCUCAGUGCAACCACCAUUGUAGAUCAACGUGUUUGCAUAACUCACUGGGGAACGUUUGUGGAUGAAUUUGAUGCUUGGGGAAGUUCAUCAAAGGAUGAAGGAAACACCAGCUCAGCGGGAAUUCCCUUCAACCAGUUUGUUUCUACCCCUGGAGAAGCAGUAACUGUUGCUCAGGAAGUUGUUAAAACAAUGUUAUCCAAGGGAUACAUUUUGGGAAAAGAUGCAAUGGUCAAGGCCAAAGCUUUUGACGAAUCUCAUCAAGUCUUAGCUACCGCAGCUGCCAAGGUGUCUGAGCUAAGCAAUAGAAUUGGGCUCACUGACAAGAUUUAUGCAGGAAUGGAAACUGUGAAAUGCGUGGAUGAGAAGUACCAUGUUUCAGAAUUCACCAAAUCAGCGGCAUCAGUUACUGGGACAGCAGCUGUUUCUGCAGCAACUUUUACAGGGAAAACAGCUGUAGCAGCUGCUAAUGCUGUAGUCAACAGCACCUACUUUGCUAAGGGAGCUCUUUGGGUUUCAGGUGUUUUGACACAGGCAGCCGAAGCUGCAGCUGAUAUGGGCAAGAAGGCUAGCACAUGAGUGAAGUUUUUCUUUCGAACAACAGUAAGGGUCUUUUACUUUUGUUCUUGUAUAAAAAUAAAUUUUAGUCCUUUUAGAUGCAGCUACUCAUAGACAGAUUAGCUUCUAAUGCUUUAAUGAAUAGCAGCUACUAUGCUAAGGGAGCACUUUGUGUUUUUGGCCUUUUGACAUGUGAAGCUUAUAAGUUGUUUUUUAGCUACUGGAGUUCAAUGCCCAGGAUUGUGCACAUUUUUGGACUUUAGGCUCAAGAUACAUCUUAUGGAUCAUUGAUGUCUAUACCUGACA
This is a messenger RNA of Populus nigra (black poplar), 1158 nucleotides long. RefSeq names its product binding partner of ACD11 1-like. Gene Ontology annotation, molecular function: RNA binding. Bases 112 to 873 code for a protein of 253 amino acids. The record is from RefSeq and is a predicted model, not a curated record. NCBI's taxonomy places the organism in Eukaryota, Viridiplantae, Streptophyta, Magnoliopsida, Malpighiales, Salicaceae. The transcript has 6 exons.